Molecule: messenger RNA, 579 nt
Organism: Penicillium subrubescens
Lineage: Eukaryota; Fungi; Ascomycota; Eurotiomycetes; Eurotiales; Aspergillaceae
Exons: 3
Coding region: 1-579 (192 amino acids)
Molecular function (GO): metallopeptidase activity
Source: RefSeq, a predicted model, not a curated record
AUGAGUAUUGCUCGACGAUUUGGUGCGCAGCAAGGGGCUCUCUGGAUCAAAACUGCUUAUGUACCUUACUGGUCGGAUGACUUGAAGGAGUACGUCUUUGAUGAGAACUACGGUGGCAAGACUUAUUGUACCGUAUCGAAUCAGAAUCUCGGUGUCACCCAGGACCAGACAAAACCCUCUACUAUCACGCUGUGCCCCAGCGCCUUCACAAACCCUCAAGCCACUGCAAACCUUGGAUCCAAAGCUCCUAAGGUACGCAUGUCAAUCGACAAGGUCCUGCCACAAAGUGGGACUUUCUACCACGAAUUGUUCCAUCUGGUCUGGGGGUCGGAAGAUAGUCCCGAUGUGGAAUUACCUAAAUGCUACUCGUGGAAGACUACGCAACUUUGGCUCGAAGAUUCACCAAACAUAAAACCCGGCGGUUACGAUGAAGACUACCAGCACCUGAUUCGUCGUAACCCUGAGUCAUAUCUCUGGUUCAGCGUGGGUUACUGGCUUUUCCUGCAGACUCAGUGGUCCGACUCCUCCAACCAAAGAUGGAGUUUUGAUACGGGAGUAGCUAGAUUGAUCUCAAUCUAG